This is a messenger RNA of Oncorhynchus mykiss (rainbow trout), 2112 nucleotides long. RefSeq lists its product as uncharacterized. Gene Ontology annotation, cellular component: transcription regulator complex; PcG protein complex; chromatin. The record is from RefSeq and is a predicted model, not a curated record. Gene Ontology annotation, biological process: regulation of transcription by RNA polymerase II. Gene Ontology annotation, molecular function: DNA-binding transcription factor activity, RNA polymerase II-specific; RNA polymerase II cis-regulatory region sequence-specific DNA binding. Lineage: Eukaryota; Metazoa; Chordata; Actinopteri; Salmoniformes; Salmonidae.
UACUUAUUUAUUCUUGCCUGCUUCACCGUCGGUUUGAUUUAGCAUACCUUGUUAGAAAUAAAGAAAGAUCAAGUAGCUCAACUGAAGAGGCUACCUAACUCUCAUUUGACUGAAAAUGUCUAAACUAGAUUUGUUGCGUGUGUUUUUAAAUGAGCGCUUAACUGCGGCUGCGGCGGAGAUUUUCGGGGCCGUUGAGAAAACGGUAGUGGAGUAUCAGGAGGAGAAUCAUCGGCUUCGUGGACUGCUGCGGAUUACACCGGGGAUAAAACUAUGCAAAAGAGACUCCCUGCAGCUCUCUCUCGCUGUCUCUGAAGAGGAGGUUCCCUCUGAGCAGCAGCACUGUGAGCAUGAGUGGAGCCCCAGUCUGGGGCAGGAGGACCCUGAGCCCACACAGAUUAAAGAGGAACAGGAGGAAGUCAGGACCAGUCAGAGGGAAGAGCAGCUUCAAGGGCUGGAGGCUGAUAUCAUAGAGUUCCAAUUCACUCCUUCCUGUGUGAAAAGUGAAUGUGAUCAGGAGGACCCACUUUGGUCCUUGACCCUUCCCCAAACCCAGACUGUGGAGAACAGAGAGAGUGAUCCUAAACAUUUUGGCACUGUGACCCACCUAAAGGGUUUUGAUAUUCCCUGUGACCCUCCAGAUAAUCAAAGCAAUGCGUCCAGCCACAGCUCAGCCAAAAGCAGCGACCCACUAGGACAUGACAGCAGCCAACCAUUGGAUCCGAACCUACCAAUGGGGGAACAUUGUUCCAAACCCAGCACCAUAUCUAUAAAAGCUUACCGCUGCCGGGACUGUGGCAAAACGUUUCCUCUGAAAGCGGGCCUGCAGAGGCAUGUGAAUCUCGACAAGAAGAGACUCAGUGAAUGCCACUUCUGCAAAAAACAGUACAACUCCACCUGUAAACUGAAGGCCCAUGCCCGACUAUGUCACGGCGGGAAACCCAGCACCUGCCCCUUCUGUGGCAAGACCUUCAAACACAAAGGACAUCUGUCUAGGCACAUGAGUAUUCACACAGGAGAGAAACCAUUUAGCUGUGGUGACUGUGGGAAAAGCUUCAAUCAGAAGGGGGGCCUAGGAAGACAUAUACUGACUCACACAGGAGAGAAACCUUUUAGCUGUCAUUUUUGCUGUAAAAGCUUCAGGCAGAAGAGGGAUCUAAGGAGGCAUAUACUGAUUCACACAGGAGAGAAACCAUAUUGCUGUGGCGACUGCGGUAAAGGCUUCAUUCGCAAGGAGCACCUAACUGCACAUAUGCGGACUCACACAGGAGAGUAGAGAUUUAUCUGUGGUGACUGCGGGAAAAGCUUAAAUUGUAAGGAGAAGCUGAGAAUUCAUAUAUGGACUCUCACAGGGGAGAAAUCAUUUAUCUGUGAUGACUGCUAGAAUUGUUUAAUUACGAAGACUAAGUGCUCUAUUCAAUCAGUAUUUUGGAAGUUCAGCGUGAUUGCCAUUACAUUUCAAUGUUGCUGAGUUAGCGGAGACUGUAUUCACGAUAAACACUGCAUACUCAAUCAGAAUUUACCUUAACAUUUCUAUUGUGCAAUCUGUAACGCUUCAGCGAUAUAGAGCCCUAACCUAACAUAUUUACGGACUCACACGGGAGAAAUCAUUUAGCUGUGGUGACCGCGGGGAAAGCCUCAAUAAGAAGGGGGACCUAACCAGGCAUAUACUGACACACUGGAGAGAUAUCACAUGGCUGCCCAGUUUGUGGUAAAAGAGUCACUCAGAAGGUAAACCUACUGAAGCAUGGAAAAAGAACAUACAACAAGACAACAAGAACAAGAUAAACUGAAAGAAGGAAGAAAAUGGACUUAGAUGUUCUGUCAGAAGAUGGGAAUAAAAAUCAACUGUGGAUCAUUCAUGCUGUGUAUUUUAGAGAGAUAGAUACAUUAUGGAUUUACUUUUGUAAAAUGUUCUAUGUACAUAAAGUUUGAUAGGAUUUAAAUGAUUAAGAAAUGAACCAGGAGUAGUGCAUUUAUUAUGGGAAUCUCACCGAUCUACUGUUCUGUUGAUGUUUUCACCUUAUUAGAAACCGGAAGAUCUGGAUGGGAAAAAUAUACACUGCUCAAAGAAAUAAAGGGAACACUAAAAUAACACAUCCUAGAUCUGAAUGA